AGCGAUAUAUCGAGGCUACAGUGUACAAGUCUAUAAAUAGACAAUCUAUAAAUAGAUAAUAUGGUUACAAUUCAGGUUACAUGAACCACGGUUGUAAUUAAAGCUGUCUGGGUAAACAUCAUUUAUUUAUUGACAUUUACACAUUUCACAAGUUAUUUUCAUUUUAUUGUUACUAAAGAGGUCAAAUAAACAAUAUUUUCAUAACAAACAAAUCGGUUACAACACCUCUUAUUUUGUAUCAAUUAACCAUAAAUUAUUGCCUUUAUCAUGACCAUGAGGUAUUAAAAACAUAUGUCGCUGGCUGUCAGAACAUGUCAACCUGCAAUUUUUGUUGUUGUUUUGUGUCGCCCAAAAGAAUGUAAUAUUCACUAUAUUUCUGCCGAAGGGACCAGAGUUUAGGUUCGAGAGUUCAAGGGAUCAGUGUUCAAGCGAUCCAAGGUAGAACAAUAUGUGUUAUAUAGGAAUUUUGCCGAUCCGAGUUCGAGCGAGCAAAGUAUAAAUGUACAUGUAUAUGAUAUUUCAUUUGUUUUUUGUUGUUGUUUUUUUUUUUCAUUGGAUCAUUUAUCAUUCUACACAUAUUACAAAAAAAAUUUGAUUCACAAUGAAAGCCUUCUUAUUGUAUGCGCAUAAUUAUGAUACAAUGUUAAGCUUGUUCAUGUUCAUUGUUUAUGUUCCAUUUUCAGGGCAAUAAUAAUUUCAAAAUUAUCAUUUAUGAUAUAUUUUGUAAUCUUCAUUUUCUUUUUUCCAUUCGUCUUCAGGACAAUGAUUAUUUCACAUCAUUUGAUCAAAGCAGACGUCAUUCAUUUAAUAAUUCGCCUGAUCCUGAUCAUUCUAGACACAGGUCGUCACAGUUUGGCAGCACGCCAUAUCUUAAUUUACUUGGCAAGCUUUCACUAACAGAGAUUCCCGGUCACGGUAUUUCCACAGAGAGUAUUAAUAUAGACAGGGAGACAUUGUCGGGAAGGGAGUCUGUGUCAUCAACCCCAGAGGAGCCUCAUCACAGGAGUAUAACACCAUGUGCUAGCAGUGUAAUUGUUAUACAGAACCCUGGACUGAUGGAGGAGCAAGAAAAUAGUCCCAUGACUGAAUCUGUACAUAGUGUUGACAGCAUCUGUAGCGAUGACCCAGAUUUAGUUGACCUUGGAGCAAGCGCUUCAUCUGUAACAUUCCCAAACUUUCUUGUCAGUUAUGUGUACUUGAUGAACUAAGGUGACGAGGUUGAUGAGACGUGGAAACAACACGUGUCAAAGGUCAUCUCAGAGUCAUCUGUGACCAAUACAGUUUACACGUCGCAGAUCUUCCCCAAACUUUACAGGGAGCUGAGAAGAAGACUUGCUACAUUAACUAAAGAUGCUGUGUAUUAUAUUUCCAAAACAGAGGGACUGAAAAACAUCGGAGCUCAAUUAUAUAUCCUUUGUAAAGUUUAGUUUAAGUUUGAUUUGUAGUCACAAACUUGCAUAAGUAUUUAAGAAGCCUCAGCUUUGCAUUUAUUCCUAAAACUAUAAAUAUUGGCAUUUCCCUUGCUGAAUUUGUAUACUUUGCUUGUUUUUGUUACAAUGAAGACUAAAUUUGAAAAUUGUGCUUUUGAGCAAUGUGAACAAUGUAGAUUCGAAUUGGUGUUCACUGCUGUUGCUUCAAAAUUGUGUCAAGAAUUCUUUCAUGUGAAAAAGCUCUUUACCUAGCUUACAGAGGGUUAGUAGGUCUGUGGUUUUCUUUGAAUAGGGCAUCUGGAAAUUUGGAAAGUUACCAUAUGUCCUUUACAUAGUCACUUUGAAUUAAAACUUACAAAACAAACAAAACAGUAUAGGAUCUUCUCAGACUGCAUGGGUAUAUACAGGCUUGUCUCAGUUCAUAUAGGAGGUAUAGGUAAAAUAAUAUUGUUGCAAGUGAUGUAAGCUCUUACCAAAGUUAUUAAUUUUAUUUUGACCUUAACUAAGAUUACUGCAGGCAUUAGAUACCAUGUUCACUCAUCUGGAAUGUCCAUAUUUCUUCAUUGAAACCGAUGUGUUGGUUGGUAGUCGAGUGGUAGACAAACACAAGUAUUGUCUACUAGAGAUGCAGGAAUGUUUUGAGAACUACUGUAUGAGGAAAGACCAAGCUGAACAGAGUUUAGAAGAAAUCAAGGUAUCAAUUAAACAGCAAUCACUUGGUGAUGGUGGAAGCUUUCCUAUACAAUGUAGUGAAGAACAGAAAUUAGAUCUGUGCCAAAAGUUAUAUAAACUAAUUUUCCAACUAGUUAUGCUGUUUGAAAGUAACAUCAAGCUACUAGAUUGUUUCAAACUUGUACAGACAGCCUCACAGGUGAAUGAUAUUUCUGGACAAGUGGAGAGUAUUAAAGGGGAAGUAACUGCUGCCAUGUCAGAAUUAGAGAAUGGUCAGGCAUCACCACUAAAUGUUGACUCCCCUAAACCAGUCACAAAACAAGAUGCAUUCUCCAGUCUUACAGAGUAUAUCAAAAGUCAACAAUACCAAAAAGCAAUUCAGCUUGUCAGAUCUUUCAGGACAAUGUGGCCUGGUGACAUGUUUGGACAAUCACAGGAUGAUGACCUUGUUACCCUGCUCAAUGUGUUUUGUAUUGAAAUGGCUGAAAAGAAAACAGGUGUAUUUGUAUUAACAAAGGUGGAGUUUGACAUUGGUUUGUUAUAUAGCCAGUUAUUGGAUAUUAAUCAACAAAUUAGAAACUGGACUAUACCCUCUCCUCAACAGUCAUGCACAGGAAACAACGAUUUAUUGGACUCCAGUACAUUAUGAUUAUAUGAAUAUUCUGAGUUUAACAAGAAAACUACAAUUGAUUGAACUUGAAUAAAUAAUAAUAGUACAUGUAUUCUGAACAUGAGAGGAAGCUACAAUUUAUUGUUCUCAGUUAUAUUAUGAUACACAAAGUGAUAUGAAUUAUCACACCCAGAUUUGAGAACAUUGUAUAUAGAUAUUAUAUCACAGGAUUAAGUAUAUCACAUUAUCUUAUUAUGGCAUUCAUAUUUCUUGCUUUGUGAGAAUAAAUUAGGAAAGUAAACAUGGCUUACAACACUUUUACAUGUGGAAAAUUGAGUACCGCUCAAGCCGGUGCUAAUGGUCGUGAGAAAGGUAUUGCACUGUUUCAUAAUCCCUUAAUCAAAUCGAGUCUGCAAUCGUCAUGUAAUUUUGUUGUUACUGAUGCUGUGAUUACAUUUUUUGUCCAGAAUUUUUGCAGACAAGGAUUGCUUUUAUUUCAUUGUUAAGUGACUGUUGAAUGUGUAUUAAACUCAGUUGAGAUGUAUAUAUUUUGAGCAUACUAGUAAACACAAGUAUUGUGAGGUGGAAUAGAACAAGAAUGCACCCUUAGAUUGCUAAAUUUGGGACAAUGUUUAAGUGAUAUACAUGUAUCACAUGAUAAUGUGUGAACUAAAAAGAUUUGGUUCACGCCAAGCACAUUCAUAGUUACAGUGCUUUAUUACUUCUAACACGUUUUGUCAGUUAAUUCUUAUGUCACCUAUGCUAGGCUUUAUCUAUAGCGAACAAUCAGGGUACCAUCACAUUUCACAUUUGAUCAAAAUUAAAUUGUUUAUUGUUUACUAUUGUUGAUAUGAUUAAAUGAGAUGUUUUCAUGCAAUUUUCACCAGAGAACAAAAUCAUGUCAUGUAACUUUAUUUGUAAGAAGUGCCAAAUUUGUUGUUGUUCUUCAAAACAUGUUAAUUUUAAACUAGAAAGGUUGUAGACUUUGUUAGAGAAAUAUUUGUUGUGAUAUAUUUGUCACUAUUGUAAAUUAUCAUGGUCAUUGUCAACAUGAUACA
This is a messenger RNA of Ruditapes philippinarum (Manila clam), 3770 nucleotides long. Its product is annotated as protein furry homolog. Lineage: Eukaryota; Metazoa; Mollusca; Bivalvia; Venerida; Veneridae. Bases 1960 to 2751 code for a protein of 263 amino acids. The transcript has 10 exons. The record is from RefSeq and is a predicted model, not a curated record.